Messenger RNA from Nematostella vectensis (starlet sea anemone), 2727 nucleotides. RefSeq names its product organic cation transporter protein. The coding region runs from base 264 to 1868 and encodes 534 amino acids. The record is from RefSeq and is a predicted model, not a curated record. Gene Ontology annotation, cellular component: membrane. The transcript has 10 exons. NCBI's taxonomy places the organism in Eukaryota, Metazoa, Cnidaria, Anthozoa, Actiniaria, Edwardsiidae. Gene Ontology annotation, biological process: transmembrane transport. Gene Ontology annotation, molecular function: transmembrane transporter activity.
CCGCUUAAACUUAGCCUCCUCCGCAGGCAUCUCUUCUCACGGAAAGAAAAAUUCUUUUUUCGAUGCGGAAUUCCUGUGGCGAAUAGAGGAGAAAAAUAACGCAGGGGGGAGGGGGACAAAAGAAACACAGGUAUUACAAAUCUAGAUAAAGGCCAUUACAGACUAUAGUAGAGUUGCCUGCGGAGUAGGCUAGCUGAAACUCUCUCACAGAAAACCUUGCUACGCAGGCUAAAGGCUUUCAAUUACUUUAACGCGAGAGCGACAUGGAGAAGGAGGAGCUGAAUGUGAAUGAUGGUGACGGGACGAAGCGUAAGUUCCACGAGUUCGACGACGUGUUCGUCAAUCUUGUGCGAUCGUUUGGGACGUACCAGCGACUCCUCGUGGUCGGGUUAAACAUGAUCAUCUUACCCCUAGUCUGCCAAUUCGACUCGCUCGUCUACGCUCUUGGUACGCCUGGCUUUCAUUGUGAGACGGCCAAUGUGACUUGUCCUCCCAAGCAGUGCUGUGAAAACUGCACCUCGUACGUGUUUGACGGUCCAUAUCAUUCGACAGUCUCAGAGUGGCGCCUGAUAUGCGACAAGGCCUACCUUGGGGCCACCCUUCAGUCCGUGUACUUUAUCGGGAUGUUGUUUGGCUCGUUUCUGACAGGGAUGGUUUCGGAUGCGUGGGGCCGUAAGAACUGCCUGUUCUUGUUCACAGGGAUUAUGCUCGCUGCUGGAGUGGCAUCGACGCUUGUCGACUGCGUGUCUUUUUUCGCCUUUCUCCGCUUCCUAGUUGGGUUCGGUCUUUCUGGAGCAAUGCUCUCGCAAUUUAUCUAUCUCAUGGAAAUCGUCGGUCCCAAGCGGAGGACUCUGACGGGAUACGUAGCCUAUCUAUUCUGGGGCGGCUUUGGGCUUGUCAUUCUACUAUUCGCGUAUUUCAUCAGGGGAUGGCGAACGCUUCUUUUAGCGGGCACUCUACCGGCUAUCCUAUUGUUCCCAUUUUGGAGAUGGAUACCCGAGUCGCCUCGGUGGCUUGUCGCCAACGGGGGACUGGAUGAAGCGCACGCAGUCCUUGUCAAGUUUGGCGCCAAAAGAGGUAACACGAUUGACGAGGGAGCUUUGCGGGAACUGCUUGAUGCGGUUCGUGAAGACCAGUUAGAGCGAGAGAAAGAUGUCAAGAAACACACGGCUUUAGACCUGCUGAAAACCCCCAAGCUACGACGGUGGACCCUCAAUAUCUGCUUCCAAUGGUUUGCCGUAGCGCUGGUGAAUUUCGGAAUAUUCAUUUUUGUAUCGCAAUUGGCGGGCAAUCUUUAUGUGAACUACGCGAUCAUGCGAACACUGACCACCGUACGAGUGCCACCGCUGUAUUUCCUUACUCUCAAGUUCGGUCGUCGCCUGGUCCACGGCUCAUGUCUGUUACUCGGUGGAACAAUCCUGCUUAUCAUACUCGGAUUUCACGAGAGCUACCCACUGGCGACUACAGGCCUCGCUGUGACUGGUUUUAUGGUGUUUUACUGCGCCUGGACGACAACGUAUCUUAUCACCGCUGAACUGUUCCCCACAGUCUUGAGGAACACUGCCCAAGGUGUUGGAUCUACCGCGGCUCGUAUUGGCGCCAUGCUUGCACCGUACAUAGCUAUGAGUGGUCAGUUGCCAGGGACGAGCGUGGCCCUACCCGCCACCAUCUGUGGGGUGAUCGCCUUGAUAGCAGCAGUCGCUACGUACUGGAUCCCAGAGACAUUGUACGCAAACAUGCACCAGACGGCACAGGAGGCGGAAAGGGCCGAAGAUGAUUAUGGGAUACCUUGCUGUGGAGGUUCCCAAAGAGCGAGGUGGCAAGAAGAGGUCAGCGGCAAGCCGCUUAUGAUGACAGAAAAGGCAUAAAGAAGAUUGGAGAAGAAGUGUUCUCACUGGCGGAGUUAACCCUAAAUUUCAGCAUAGCCCAUGACUUGUCCUGCCCUUCUCUGGCUAUAUAAAGUGGUUCUGUAUCUUGGUCCUUUUGACUCUUACCUUAUCUCAUCCGUCCAUGUUUUAUCUCAAGCCUGAUUGGGCUCUGUGUCGAUAGUCGAUAGUCAAUAGCCAAUGAGGCUGACAUUGUCCUGCCCUUCUAUGGCUAUAUACACAAAGGUUCUGUAUCUUGGUCCUUUUGACUCUUUAUCUUAUCUCAUCCGUUCAUGUUUUAUCUCAAGCCUGAUUGGGCUCUGUGUCAAUAGCCAAUGAGGCUGACAUUUACAUGCAUCUCCCCAAUAAACCUAGAACACCUCAAUUAACACCCCUUCACCACCCAUAAACUAAGGACGCCACCUCUAUUCCACACCCCUUCUUCACCCAUAAACUAAGGACACCCCUAUUCCACACCCCUUCCCCAUAAACUUAAAACACCUCUUUACCACACCCUUCCCCCUAAAAACAUCUCAAUUUCACACCCCUCCCCCUAAGAACAUCUCUAUUCCACAACCCUCCCCCAACCAUGAACUAAAAAACACAUUUAUUACACUAGGCACUAACAGGGCUCAGGCAUUUAUUAGAUCAAUUUUUUUUAGUUUGGCUACAACUAUGAUACAUUAUUUUUUACAGCUUAAAGGUUUGUCUAAAUUGAAAUUCUGAAGCAGAAAAUAUUUAUACUCACUGCUUAAAAGAGUGAGUGAAACAAUUACAAUCAACACCCCUCUGUGGAUAUUAGAGUAGACUGCAAUUCUUGUAAGUUCACAACUUCAAUAAAGCACACACUUGUUUUUCCCAA